Molecule: messenger RNA, 1888 nt
Organism: Lethenteron reissneri (Far Eastern brook lamprey)
Lineage: Eukaryota; Metazoa; Chordata; Hyperoartia; Petromyzontiformes; Petromyzontidae
Gene: JKAMP
Product: JNK1/MAPK8 associated membrane protein
Biological process (GO): response to unfolded protein; ERAD pathway
Cellular component (GO): membrane
Molecular function (GO): ubiquitin protein ligase binding
Source: RefSeq, a predicted model, not a curated record
GCAUCGCGUGGGGGGGACCCGGUCACGUCCGGGUUGUGCGUUUUUGAGGACUUAAGGCCGGUAAGGCCUAGUUCGCAAGUGCGUGACCGACCUCGACUGGAUCGGCAGCCGGCAACGAAGCCUCAAACCCGGCCAGAGGCGGCGAGGAGCGACCACCUCUCCCACCACAUCUCGGUCUCCUUACACCAUGCCUGUGGACAUGCAGCAGUUGUGCCCUGGCAUCUACUGCGGGCGACGCCAGCUCGGCGGAAAUGAUACAUACAGUGAAUGUGGCGCGUGCCCUCGGGGCGAGAGGCCGGACAAGGACAAGUUUUGUCAACGCUGCGAGGAAUCUCCAAACCUUUAUGACUGGCUGUACCUCGGCUUUAUGGCCAUGCUUCCCCUCAUCCUGCACUGGUUCUUCAUCGAGUGGUACUCGCGGAGGAAGAGUGCGCUGCUGCUGCACUUUUCCGCAGUGUUGGAGUGCAGCGCGGCUGCCGUGGUGACGGUGCUGCUCAGUGACCCGUUGGGCUCUUUUCACGUGCGCUCAUGCCGCUCGCACAUGCUCUCCGACUGGUACACCAUGCUGUUCAACCCCAGCCCCGACUACAUCCACACCAUCCACUGCACGCAGGAGGCAGUGUUUCCCCUGUACACAAUCGUGUUCAUUUACUACGCAUUCUGCCUGGUGCUCAUGAUGGUGGUGCGGCCGUUCCUGGUGAAGCGCCUUGCCGGCAGCCUGGGCAAGGCGGAUCGCUUCCAAAGCAUCUAUGCCGCGCUCUACUUUCUCCCCAUCCUCACUCUCGUGCAGGCUGUGUCUGCCGGCUUGCUCUAUUUUGCCUUCCCAUUCAUUCUACUGGUGUUUUCAAUUGUGACGUGUGCUGUAUACUUUGCAUUAAUGAAAAUCGUGAACAUUCAAACGUUGUUCUCCAACAAGCGAAACCUGAUAGUGUUGCUGAGCCACUGGGUGGUGCACACUUAUGGCAUCAUCUCGAUCACCCGCCUGGAAAGCCUGAAGAGUGAUCUACCCAUGCUGGCACUUGUGCCAGGACCAGCUCUCUUUUACCUGCUCACCGCUAAGUUCACUGACCCAGAGCGGAUCCACUCGGAGCUCAAUGCGGGUUGAGGUUGUACAUGCACUCUGGUAAUGCAUGUGCAGAUGCCGCCAAUCUUACACGAGAGGUUGUACAAAAUAUUGUGCUGCUGACAGCACUCACAUUGGUUUAUUUUUUACAUUUUUAGAAGUUAAAUUGUUUUCUUCAUCUAUUUUACUGAGAAUUGUAAUGGUGAGAGAAAAUAUCACUGCUAGUAUAUGUUUUGCCGUGCAGUUAUCACACCAGGUAGCAAGAUAAGUAGGUAGUGGAGCAGCGAAUAGCUUGAACACUAUCUUUAUUAGCCAUAUUGCAUGCUGGCCUUGGUUGUCAGAGGCAGCUAGGAGAUUCAGUGUUAACAGAAGGGGGAAUGGUUAUGCAUUGGACAGCACAAUGAACGUGUAUAUUGAAAAAUCUGGGCCAGCACAUUUGGCAAAUAUGGGUGUUUAAAUUCGUUUAAAUGACGAGACCGAAAGGUGAUAAAGAUUGUUGGUAUGCCAGGCUCAGUCUGCAUUGAUUCUUCUUGUGUCCUGCAUGAGCAUUUCUCAGAAUGACCAAGGUGAGCAGCAUAGUCUGACAAAAAACUGUGUAUAAACCCCUUUGUGUACAUCCUUCAUAAAGAGAGAAUGUGUGAUUUAUGUUAAAAUGGAGAUGCUAUAAUUUCUUGAAUCAAUGUUGAAAUAUGAUUUGCUUGCAAAACCUGAACUCAAUGGAAUAAGUUAUGUAUGCUUUUUUGGUGUAAUUAUAUUUAUUGUUGCUUGUAAUAUUGUAGAGGUGUACAAUAUGUCAUGAUGUAAAAUAAAAUGAACAAGAACAAG